GCCCUUCGGCUAAGUAGCUCGGCCAUGAGGAAGACCACCACAGGCCAGGCAGUCAACCUACUGUCCAACGAUGUGAACAGGUUUGACCAGGGAGGUAACGAUGUUCUUGCACUAUCUGUGGGUGGGGCCACUGCAGGCUAUCACAGUGACCGCCCUGCUCUGGAUGGAAAUAGGAAUGUCGUGUCUUGCUGGGAUGGCGUUCUCAUUAUUCUUCUGCUUUUGCAAAGCUGCUUUGGAAAGUUGUUUUCAUCACUCCGGAGUAAGACUGCAGCUCUCACAGAUAACAGGAUCAGUACCAUGAGUGAAGUUAUAAGUGGCAUCAAAACAAUAAAAAUGAAUGCUUGGGAAAAGUCAUUUAUAGACCUUAUUUCCAGACUGAGAAGGAAGGAAAUUUCCAAGAUUCUGAAAAGUUCCUACCUUAGAGGAAUGAAUUUGGCAUCAUUUUUUGCUGUCAGCAAAAUCAUGAUUUUUGUCACCUUCAUCACCAAUGAUCUCCUUGACAACCGUAUCACAGCCAGCCAAGUGUUUGUGGUGGUGACGCUGUUCGAGGCUCUGCGGUUCUCAAACACUCUCUACUUCCCCAUGGCUGUUGAGAAGGUGUCAGAGGCCAUUGUCAGCAUCCAAAGAAUCGAG
Capra hircus (goat) is the source of this 633-nucleotide messenger RNA. RefSeq names its product multidrug resistance-associated protein 4-like. Gene Ontology annotation, biological process: transmembrane transport. The transcript has 5 exons. NCBI's taxonomy places the organism in Eukaryota, Metazoa, Chordata, Mammalia, Artiodactyla, Bovidae. The record is from RefSeq and is a predicted model, not a curated record. The annotation marks the transcript as partial. Gene Ontology annotation, molecular function: ATP binding; ABC-type transporter activity. Gene Ontology annotation, cellular component: plasma membrane.